Molecule: messenger RNA, 1708 nt
Organism: Drosophila serrata
Lineage: Eukaryota; Metazoa; Arthropoda; Insecta; Diptera; Drosophilidae
Gene: Sfxn1-3
Product: Sideroflexin-1-3
Biological process (GO): monoatomic ion transport; serine import into mitochondrion
Cellular component (GO): mitochondrial inner membrane
Molecular function (GO): monoatomic ion transmembrane transporter activity
Source: RefSeq, a predicted model, not a curated record
UUCCCUCGGCUGGAAUCGUCAAGUUCAGCACAUACACACACCCAUUAGGAGAGCGAGUGUGUGUGUUCGCACCUACCUGUUCAUCGCACUGCGAUAAGAGCCUAUGGAUUUGUCCAAUAUUCCAUAAUCGCAGAGAAAUUAUAUAACUUUCGAACAUUUAAAGCACAUAAUCGAACGAAGGCACUGACAUUCUGACAACUGGCCAUCAACCUUCGAAAUUACCAAGUGUCUACAUAGUCGCUGUGCAGGCAUAUAUACAGAAGCGGCGUACAUAUACACUUAGCCGUGUAUAUGCGCAAAGAAGCGUUCUCGCCACAAACUUGUUUACCCGCGAUAAGACGGCGCUGUUGGGUCACAAGCACCGUCGGCGCUGAUAAGACCCAGCAGCUUCCAGUGCCGGAAUCAAGAGGACUGGGAGUCAGAGUUGCCACACAAAAUCUCUCAGCUGAUCCAGGCCCGUUUCCUAUUUUCACUUUCGUUUAGAUUCAGGGAAAGUGGUUUCCAAUAAUCAAGGUCUCUUAGCAGAACAGUUUUGUCGACGGCCCGACCAUGAGCAACCUUCCUCGAGUUAACAUCGACGAGCCCAAGUAUGACCAGAACACAUAUAUCGGCCGGGCCAAGCACUUCUUCCUGGUCACCAAUCCGCUCAACGUGCUGGCAUCCAGCGCGCAGCUGGAGAAGGCCCGCCAGAUCGUGCUGAAGUACCGUGCCGGCAAGGAUGUGCCCGAGUGCAAGACCAUUGACGAUGUGUGGCGCGCCAAGUACCUGUACGACUCUGCCUUCCACCCGGAGACGGGCGAGAAGCAGAUAGUGUUCGGCCGCAUGUCCGCCCAGAUGCCCAUGAACACGAUCAUCACUGGCGGCAUGAUGGCCUUCUACAAGAGCACCGGCGCCGUUGUCUUCUGGCAGUGGUUUAAUCAAACGUACAAUGCCGUUGUCAACUACACAAACCGUUCGGGCACAACGCCGAUCAGCCAGCAGCAACUGGUGACCUCUUACUGCCUGGCCACCGGCGGAGCCCUGGCCACGGCACUGUCGCUAAACAGGGCGGUGAAGAACAUGAGUCCCCUCGUGGGCCGCUUGGUGCCGCUCGUCGCCGUUGCGGCCGCCAAUUGCAUCAACAUCCCCUGCAUGCGGAUGCAGGAACUGCGGAACGGAGUGGUGCUGUUGGACGAGAAUAACACCGAGAUGGGUGUGUCCAAAAAGGCGGCUGCUGUGGGUAUCUCGUCCGUCAUUCUGAGUCGAAUCGCCAUGGCCCUUCCCGGAAUGACGCUGACCCCGAUGCUGAUGAACAACCUCGAGAAGCGGGGCUUCCUGGCCAAGUACCCGCGCUCUAACGCCCCCAUCCAGACGCUUUUCUGUGGCUUCGUACUGAUCUUCGCCACGCCGCUCGGCUGCGCCUUCUUCAAGCAGCGAGCGGGCAUCAAGGUGGACAGCUUGGAGUCUGAGGUCCGCGACAGCAUCAAGAAGAAACGGCCCGAGCUGGACACCGUGUGGUUCAACAAGGGCCUCUGAGCCCAGAGCAUAAUCCUCGAGCUUACAAAGACAAUAUCGUUUGGCCUGGCCUAUUUAUUUACUCACCACGCAUUUAUUAGCAUUUUGCCAGUUGAGUUUCGUUUGAAAUACUCAUGGGAAUACUUCUUAACGCCCACGCACGAAUGUGAAAGACGGAAGGAAACCAAAAUAAAUAUAUUUCUGUUAAUUUGAA